AUCAGCAGCAAUGGCGGCGACAAGACGAGUGCGGGCGUUUAAACGGUGGAUGAAGUCGCAGGGGAUCGAGUGCAGCGACGCCCUCCAGCUCUGCGACUGCCCUUCUACCGGUCUCUCUGUGAAAGCUCUCUGCGAUCUCAGUGAAGGCGACGUGGUGGCCAGAAUCCCCAAGCAAGCCUGCCUCACCAUCAGGACCAACGCCGCCCGCGAACUCAUCGAAGCCGCCGGUCUCGACGGCUGCCUUGGGCUUUCGGUCGCCCUCAUGUUCGAGCGGAGCUUGGGGAACGCCUCUGCCUGGGCGCCUUAUCUUCACCUCUUGCCUUACCAAGAGUGCUUGCCUUUGGUUUGGACCUCGAAAGAAGUCGACUCCCUCCUCUGCGGAACCGAGCUCCACAAGGCAGUGAAGGAAGACAAGGUUCUUAUCUAUGAAGACUGGAAAGAGAGCAUUUUACCUCUCUUGGAAUUAGAAUCCUUUCAGCUAGAUCCAAGCUUCUUUGACAUCAAGGACUACUUUGCCGCUAAAACUCUUAUUGCUUCUCGAUCUUUUGAGAUUGACGAUUACCAUGGCUUUGGAAUGGUGCCUUUGUCUGACCUCUAUAAUCAUAAAACGGCAGCUGAGGAUGUACACUUCACUUCAGUGUCUUCUCAUUCUGAAUCCGACACUGAGGGAGAUAGAAACGAGAUGAGUGAGCAAAGCAAUGAUGAUGAUUAUGAUAAUGAACGUGAUCAAGAACAUGAACCAACUCCAGUUUCUUCCAUGGAUAAUGUAGAGCUGGGCAUUGCCUUUUCAAAGAGGAAGUCUCAGAGUGAUAGCCAUCUGGAAGACAUGGCGGUUUGGGGGCAUGAACCUGCGGCCUUGGAAAUGAUCAUGAUUAAAGAUGUCAAAGUUGGAGCUGAGGUCUAUAAUACUUAUGGGUCGUUAGGUAAUGCUGCACUCCUUCAUAGAUACGGCUUUACGGAGCCAGAUAACCCGUUCGACAUAGUGAACAUCGAUUUGGAACUGGUACUGCAGUGGAGCUUGUCUCUGUUUUCUAGCCGGCGUAGUAGAGCGAGGGUAUCUCUAUGGAGAAAAUUGGGUUACUCUGGGUGUGUUAGCCAGAACUCUGAAUACUUUGAGAUUUCAUUCGAUGGAGAACCACAGAUAGAGUUGCUGAUUGUGUUGCACAUACUGCUCUUACCAGAGGAUGCAUAUCACAAGUUGGAUUUUGCAGUAGCAGCUGCUGGGAAAUUGGAGGAGUUUAAGGGAGACUUCGGUAUGUUCUUAUUUGAAGGAACAUCGGAAAUGAACAGGGACACGUUGAUGAACAAAAAUGUAGGUAGUGCUCUUUUGACGCUUGUGAAUAUGAGAGAGUGUCUUUAUGGUACAAGUUCAUUAGAAGAUGAUAUUGAAGCAUUAGAGAGGUGCUGUCCUAUAAAAGAGAGGAAGCUGUACCAUUCUUUGAUGCUUCGAAUUAGUGAGAGGAGGAUUCUUGAGAAGUGCAGAACUUAUGUUGCUGAUGCUGCUCGGAUGAGAAUUAGAAAGCGAGCUUCCACGCGGAGAAAGGUGAAGAGGACUAGAAAUGGCGAUUACGGUACUCUAUUGUGAUGGUCCAAUGGUUUUUUUCUUCUAUUUCCUAGUAGCAAUUGAGAUUUGAGUUAAUUGUACUGUGAACAACUCCAAGGGACUUGGAUCCUCUGUUCUCUCUCUCUCUCUCUCUCUCUUCCGCCCAAUCAGUUUUGGACACAUUGUUUAAAAUGCCGACUCAAAUUUAACAGUUUUCUCACCAUCUCUUGAUUAUUUAUAUGCAUGGGACCAUCUCUCCUUGCCUUUUUAUUUGUGUGAGGUCCACAAUUACAUGAUGCAAGGAACGAAGCUUCACUAUGUUUCUAAAAUUUCACUAGCCACUUUGUCAAAACUCACUACUGACUUUCACUACUGGCUUUCACAUCGCCCUUUCACUAAGGAUGGCAAUAUUCUCCAAGGAGAUGGGCCCGCGCCAAUGGAGAAUAAUUAUUGACAAUGGGGAUGGGGAUAAAAUCUAGUAGUCUUGGGCUGGAACGGGAAUGGGGAAGCACUC
This is a messenger RNA of Morus notabilis, 2057 nucleotides long. Its product is annotated as ribosomal lysine N-methyltransferase 3. Gene Ontology annotation, biological process: peptidyl-lysine monomethylation. The record is from RefSeq and is a predicted model, not a curated record. Bases 11 to 1585 code for a protein of 524 amino acids. The transcript is spliced from 4 exons. Gene Ontology annotation, molecular function: protein-lysine N-methyltransferase activity. Gene Ontology annotation, cellular component: nucleus. Lineage: Eukaryota; Viridiplantae; Streptophyta; Magnoliopsida; Rosales; Moraceae.